CAAGCGCCUCUAGUGGUAACAGUUGGAAGGAAUAACGGUUUGUUUCUGAGCGACGGAAGUGUGAUAUUACUACCUCGUAAAUUAAAAAACAAAAGUAAAAAUAAAGCACAAUCAUGACAGAUGUACAAGAUAGAAAAUUAAAGGAUUUGCAGAUGAAAAAUGCCAGUAAUCAGAAAUUAUCAGAAGGAGGAGAUAGAGAUAGUUCUCAAGAAAGAAAAAUGAGAUCUGUUAUAAAUCAGAAAUUAGUGGAGAGUGGAGAGCGUGAGAGGUUAAAAGAAUUAUUAAGAACUCGUUUGGUUGAAUGUGGUUGGAGAGAUCAGCUUAAAGCUUAUUGUAAAGAUAUUGUAAAAGAAAAAGGAGUUGAAAAUGUAACAGUUGAUGACUUAGUAGCAGAAAUAACACCAAAAGGACGAGUUAUCACUCUUGGGUGCCUUAUUUGACCAAUUAGGAAAGCACUGUGAAUAAUGUGGUUGGGUGCUCUACUGGAAUUUGUCAAAUUUGCAAAAGUGGCAGGAGUUGAUAGACUAUUAGAUGAAUUUUUAAUGCUGUAGGGUUAAUACAUAAUCCAUAGGUAAGAAACUAUGGUAGUUUCUAAUUAUUAAAUUUAUUACAAAAUGGAACUUAACACUUCUAGACCCAAGUUAUGUUAACUAUGAGAUAGAAAUAACCUUUAUUUUUGACAAUUUUUUGGAUAUUUCUAA
Centruroides sculpturatus (bark scorpion) is the source of this 701-nucleotide messenger RNA. Its product is annotated as transcription and mRNA export factor ENY2-like. Gene Ontology annotation, biological process: poly(A)+ mRNA export from nucleus; regulation of transcription by RNA polymerase II; positive regulation of DNA-templated transcription. Gene Ontology annotation, molecular function: transcription coactivator activity; chromatin binding. Gene Ontology annotation, cellular component: DUBm complex; nuclear pore; SAGA complex. The transcript has 6 exons. The record is from RefSeq and is a predicted model, not a curated record. NCBI's taxonomy places the organism in Eukaryota, Metazoa, Arthropoda, Arachnida, Scorpiones, Buthidae. Bases 114 to 440 code for a protein of 108 amino acids.